AUGACAGGUAAACUAGACUCGGGGAUGCGCGGGCCGUACCGUGUGAUAAAUGUGUUGCCUCACGGUCGCUACGAGCUUCGGCUGAUGGGUGGCUCCUAUGGCAAGAAAUCACAGGCAGCGGCAGAGCACAUGGUAGCCUGGCGAGGGGAAUGGACCCCUGAUACAUGUACCUCAUUUUUUGAAAUGUCCAAUGAGGAGCCCGAACCACUCAGCGAGGGCCGCUCAGCACCAUCAAACAUGAGCGACUCACGACCGUCAACUACGGGUCGCCCGGAGUCAGACUUUGAACUAUGUCCCGGUCCAUCCAGAGGAGUUUCAUCAGCUGAAGAUGUGACCGAGGACGGCCACACGUCAGGAGAGGCCGUAUUAGGAGAAAAUCCUAGUCUAGUGGGCGUGGCCUGCAACAUCACGCCACUCGAUGGAGCGAACGGAGAGGGCAGUUUUAUUUAAGCUCGCUACGCCGGCAGCGCGCGCCCAUUUCUUUGCCGUCGAACUCACGAUCAUUUAGCUUCUCUCGUUACUUUGUUAAUUUCUUAAUUAUUUCAAUAAAUCUUUACUUUUAGCGUUUUGUAAUUUCUUUUUUAAAAAUUAGAUUCAAUA
Messenger RNA from Hyposmocoma kahamanoa, 600 nucleotides. RefSeq lists its product as uncharacterized. The coding region runs from base 1 to 450 and encodes 149 amino acids. The transcript is spliced from 2 exons. Lineage: Eukaryota; Metazoa; Arthropoda; Insecta; Lepidoptera; Cosmopterigidae. The record is from RefSeq and is a predicted model, not a curated record.